GGUUGCCAAGAAACCGAACUGAACAUUAAAUAAACAUUAAACCUGUUUAUGGUCCAUCAGUGUAACAUCUGAGUUUAGGUCCAGAUUUACACCACAAACAGCUCAAAUCAAUAUAAUGUUCCUGCAAACAAUCCUGAUCUGAGUUUAAUCUGAUGAUCAACAUCCAACCUGAACUGUUCACUUCACUUCACAUCCAACACAGCAGCUCAUCCAUCCACACUGACCGCAUCUGUAAUACAGGCUUUUGUGCCAUCCGAUGGCGUUCUGCCUGGCUGAGCUGAACCUGUGGUCCACCAGGAGCAGCCUGAACGUGCGAGAUACAGAUAUCGGCACAUUCCAGUAUUAUGAAAAAAGGGAACCAGUGUUUCCUGCAGAUCUACAAUAUUACAGUGAAAAGCAAAACUACGUCGAGAGUCGAGGUUACCCGUGGUUGGUGAGUAACCGCCGGCCGGAGAGGUUGAGGGAUGCCCUGAAGGAACUGGAGGAGUUGCUGCAGUCGAGCUCUUGUGUUUGUACUAAAUGGAGAACGAAGCAGUGCUGUCAGAUGCUGUUGAGCUCAGGUGUUUUGGUAACUCUUACUCUAAGUGCAGCUCAGCUAGAGCGAGUCUCCAUCGACAAAACACUGGUGGGACGACUACCUGCUGACACCAUCAGUCACGCGGUGAUCGGCGAGCGCUUCCUGCUGCUCUCGUUGGUGGAGAAGAGUCAGGUGUGUCAGGUGUCCCUCGGGAGGCGGAGCCAGGGCUCGCCCGAGCUGUCGGCGCGGCGUCUGGAGAAACUCUCACCCGCCGAGAUCAAGGUUUCUUCAGUGGAUCUGGCUGGUGGAGGCGGGCGCCGCGUCAGCCGCCGUGUGGCACUGAACCGCUCACAGGACGUGGGUGUAUGCUGGUGGCAGAGCCAGCACGAAGAGGUGUGGCCUUGGUCACCAGUGCCCAGUGCCGUAGAACGGGCCAACCUGGUACUGCUGGGGUUCUCGGAAAGCCCAGGGCUAAUGGUUCUGAGCUCAAUACGUACAGAUGGCGACCCUUUAGACUGCCGCUUCAGCCUGACUCAACCCUAUCAGAUCCUCACGUUGGAGCUGCACCAGGGGGCACGCGGCCGCACAGAGGAGCAGCGCAAAGAUGCCCGUCUUUCCACCGCGGAGCUGCUCGAGGAGGCCCACGUCGCUCAAACCUGCGUGUACGAGUGCGCCCGUGCACGUCUGCAGUGCCUCUCGGCCGCACCUUUGCCUCUCUCCUCGGCCCCCGUGUCACUGUGCCGGGACCCGACGGAGCGCUGGCUCCUUCUCGGCCUCCGGGAUUCCUCCGUGGUGCUGUUUCACAUCGACACGGGCAUCCAGGCGCGCUCCACCUGCCCCAUGGUGCCCUCCGUACUCACCUGGCACCCCGAUGGAGGUCUGAUCGUAGCCGCCGGCGGACAGGGUGAGCUGCAGUGCUUCGAUUUGGGACUGACCCCGCUCCGCCUGCAGCUCGUUUCAGAAGAGGUCACAGGGACGGGCGGCAAGAGUCUGCAGCUGGCAAAGCAUGUGAAGGUGCCUGGAGGGUUGGAGGGGGUGGAAUGGGUGCACACAGCGACAUCGCAGGGUUUGGAGGGGCUGGAGGUUCACGAUCUGCUCUUGCUCCGGUUCCAUGGCGGACCACUGGCUGCUCUGAAACUACGACUGGGGGUGUUAAACGGGGCUCGUCUGAGUGCGGGUGAGCUCCUGCAGCAUCGCCUGCAUUGUGGAGAGGUGGACGCUGCACUGGGCAUUCUGAGUAACAUGGACUGGUGCAUGAUGGGAGCAGACUGCUAUCGGAGUCUCAUCUCGGUGACCGAUCACCUUCUGAGAAGAAAACUGGACGAGCAAACGGAGGCUCAGUUAGAAGCAACUUUGGGGAUGUUCUACUCCCCCUCCAGAUCUUUAACUGACACAGUGAUACUGGAGUAUCGAGAUCCCAUCAGCCUCUACGCCCGCAGGUUUUUCCAUCACCUGCUCAGGCACCAGCGCUUUGAGAAGGCGUUUCUCCUUGCUUUAGACAUCGGAGCUCGAGACCUGUUCAUGGACCUCCAUUACGUGGCACAGGACGGCGGCGAGCCCGUGUUGGCCAGCGUGGCCCUGCGGAAGGCGCGGGAGCUGGAGGCCGAUCGGUCGACCUCUGACCCGGGUGAGAAUGCUGUUACAGACGAGCCGAACCCUGCACCCGGAGCGCAGAAUGGAACGGACACGCCCAGAGAAUGGAGUAAUCAUGGCCAGACGCACAGGAAAGCCAUGACGAGAGUUGAUUCCUCGAAGAAGACGAUCAGAGAGACAAAAGAAGACGUCACUGAGACUCUAAACCCUGCCUUCUGGGCCUCGGCUCGAACGGAAAUCAGCCUUGACAACAACCAGGAGUCUGAAGAUCCUGGAAAACUCAAAGUCAUUCAUUUUGGCCUUGUAUGAAGAUGUAGUUUUAUUAUUUAAAUCUGUCUCUCAGGGAUCAUUUUAUUUCAGUGUUAGGUUUGUUAAGCAAGAUUUAUAUAUAUUUUUUACAUCUACACAUUAUUAUACAUUUUUACACUCUAGCGAUCUGCUAAUUUUGUUUUAUAUUUUGUAGAACUUAAAGCCACAAGCUCAAAGAGGGCGGAUUUUUUACAUACUUGUAACACAUUACACUAAACUUCAUGGUUGUUUUGUUUUUGCUUUAAUAAAAGUGUUUU
This is a messenger RNA of Trichomycterus rosablanca, 2676 nucleotides long. It is a transcript of the gene wdpcp, whose product is annotated as WD repeat containing planar cell polarity effector. Bases 257 to 2419 code for a protein of 720 amino acids. Gene Ontology annotation, cellular component: axonemal basal plate. NCBI's taxonomy places the organism in Eukaryota, Metazoa, Chordata, Actinopteri, Siluriformes, Trichomycteridae. The transcript has 19 exons. Gene Ontology annotation, biological process: cilium organization; nervous system development; establishment of protein localization. The record is from RefSeq and is a predicted model, not a curated record.